CGUCACCGACCACCUGACCAGAGCCUGGGACUUUUAGACAGGGUCAAGACAGCUGCGAGGAAAAAUGAUGGCGCAUUCGAGAACGGGCUUUGACCAUACCUUUCCUCAGUCGUCGCUCCGUACAUUGUUUGGUCACGCAGUAAAAACUACUUAGCUCAUGUUUGGCAUGCGUUUUUUUUUAAAUUGUGACUGUCGCGCUUUUGCUUGUGAGACAUUGCCCGCCGUCGUUAGCUUGUUGGCUAGCCCUCGAGCGGUUGCCCGACGUCCCCCCCCCCGUCACCGUGUGGUCCCCGGGCCAAAACGCUAACGGAGCAGAGGGAGGGGGGGGGGUCUCCGGCUCGUGAUAACAGUGCGUAGCAGGACGUCAACGAGGCCGAACACGCGCAGUCGGAGCUGGGCACAAAGCGGGUUAAACUCGACCUGCGCUCCGAGGGACUUCGUUUUCCCGUCGCGGGUGUAGCGGCCAGCGUCAAGCUCGGCGGAAGCGACGCCCAAUGGGAUCCACCGUGAUUUCUGUGAUGCCGCUGUUCCUGUCGCUGCUGAUCUUAUAUGUGCCACUAGGGGGUGGCACCUCACCAAUCAGCUGCUACAAUGACCAAGGAGAUGCUGUAGACUGGUUCUAUAUGUACAAGCUGCCUAAAGAUCAUGGCAGAAAAUCUCCCAAAGAGGGUGAAAAGUAUUUACUUUUGGAGAAAGGGAGUGAAGGAUGGACUGAUGGGAAGGGGACAGUGAACGACACAACGGGAGCCCUGGGCAGGACAGUCGGACAACUGUACUCACAAGGGAAGAACACAGAGGUAGCGUACAUCCUGUACAAUGACCAGAGGCCACCUGAGGAGGACUUUGGUGACAGAUGGGUUGACAACAGUGGAAGCAGAGGGGGGCACACGAAAGGUGUUGUGCUACUGGAUAAAAAUCAGGGCUUCUGGUUGGUCCACAGCACCCCUCGCUUCCCCCCUGUACGACAGGCAGGAGAGUAUUAUUACCCGAGCAGCGGUGUGACCAACGGACAAAACUUCAUCUGCGUUACCUACCCGCUCGACCGCUUCCGGACCAUCGGAGAGCAGCUGCAGAUCAAUCAGCCUAAUGUCUACGAUUGCCAUGUCCCCGAGUCCUUGGCGUCCCUGGUGCCCGCGCUGGCUGCCAUCUGUGAGAAAAAACAUCUGUCCGGUCACACCUUUGCACAUGCCAAAACUUUAUCCAAUCGCAGCGUGACUUUGACCUCAAAGGAUGGAACCAACUUUAUCAGCUUUGCCAAAGGAGCCUCUUUUGACAAUGACCUCUACCACUCCUGGGUGGCCCCGACCCUCCAGUCAGACCUCCUGGUCCAGUUCUGGAUUCACUCCAAAGGCAUCCUCCCCUCCGACUGUUCGCUGGGCUGGAAGGUCCUGGACAUCACGCUCAUCAACCCGGGUCAGAAAUUCACUUUCAAGGCCAGCCACGACCACUCCAAGUGGGCUGUCAGCCCCAAGGCAGCCGGGGAGGGGGUCGGAGGAGGCUGGGUGUGUGUGGGAGACAUAAACCGGAACGAGGCAGAGGAGAAGCGAGGGGGAGGCACGGUGUGUCAGCAGGACCCGGUGGUGUGGAAGGCUUACCGGACGGCAGCGUUGGAGUGUGAGGCUUGUGGAGGAGGAACCAUUCAGUGUUGAUGCCCGGCUGGAGCCAGAUGGGUCAACUGGGUUUGAGGAAAGGGCCAUUAUGGUGCAUCUCACGUAGGUUUUUAAGAGAAAUAUUUCAACAUUUUAUAAUGUAAAUUACUUUUAAUGUCUAGUGAAAUCAAAUUGAAAUGAUCCAUGUUUACCCUUGUAAAAUUCAUAUGAUCUUUUCUAUUAAUAUCUACUUUUGUGAUAGCUUGAGAUGAGACAGUCAUUUCCUUCAGUACAUGGAGAUCCAAAUUCUUGAUGUCACGUCCGGGCCAGCCUCUGUUCCACUAGCUUCUGUAAAUCAGUGCAAUUUGUCUGAAUUAGCUUUUCUUUCAUCUGUCUUUGUGAAAAAUGACGCCCGUUCCUGGGAUUUAUUUUCCAUAUUCUAGGACAAGUCAGCUCCGCUACAGUGGUUUCCAUAAGAAACUGAAACAUUUGUGAUUUUUAACAAAGUUAAAUGAUUACUUUGUGAGCACAAAAAAAACUACAGCUCCCAUGAAAAAGCUACAAGCGCUGCUGAAAGUCAUUUUUCAGCUUUCUAAUUGUAAUCUCCGCUGUCUAAACACACAACACAACAGUGUUCAGUCCCCUCUGUCCUGUUAUUACAGACAUGUCUGAACUAACCAUGACCCCCUCGACUUGCUCGUGGACUCGCCUCUUCUGUCGAGCCGUGACAUUUACCCCUUGAUGGCUCAUGGGAAGUGGUGUUCGUUAUGGGCAGCCAAAAAACAUAAAUACUGAAUAAUCAACGAUAAAAGAUUUUCCUGUUACUGGAGCAGAACGUGGAAGGUACUGUUUCACUUCAGCUCAUAAUGCUGCAUUUUGCACAAAAUGCUGAUUUAAACAAAACAUCUUUAGGUAUUAUUCACUGAGAGUUAAACACUCAAAGACUGCUUCAUCAGGACUGUAUGGAUGUAGUUUGAUUAGAUUUGAUUCACAGUGACCAAACAAACCCACCAACUGACAUCAGAGUUGGACUCAAACGCUACUAAAUCCGGUGCCCAGAAAGUAAGGUGAGUCCCGCCUACCUCAAACCGAUGGGAUGACCAUAGAGAAACAGGAAUACAGAGGUCUCUCGUGUAAAAUAACCAAAACUGUUCCAACUUUGUAGAAUGAACUGGGUUGGGCAGAAAAUAGCGUUCAUUUAAGACCCCCAUACCGUUUAUCUUUAAGGCACAAGAAACGUUUUAGUUGUUCAUUUAAUUGUUCAGAAUCCUUCUUGGCUGCUAUAGAGGGCUGUUACCUCCUCCUUUUAAUUUAAUGCAUACAGAACAAUGCUGGAGUAGUCAGAUGUAAGGGGAAGCAGAGGGGUUUGUGGGAAAUAUGAUGCUCAUUUUGAAAAACCCCAAAACCUCAAAGUGCCACCAUUAAUAAAAGCAUCGGUUGAAGUGUC
Molecule: messenger RNA, 3036 nt
Organism: Xiphias gladius (swordfish)
Lineage: Eukaryota; Metazoa; Chordata; Actinopteri; Istiophoriformes; Xiphiidae
Gene: dnase2
Product: deoxyribonuclease II, lysosomal
Exons: 7
Coding region: 495-1649 (384 amino acids)
Biological process (GO): apoptotic DNA fragmentation
Molecular function (GO): deoxyribonuclease II activity
Source: RefSeq, a predicted model, not a curated record